Molecule: messenger RNA, 3659 nt
Organism: Astyanax mexicanus (Mexican tetra)
Lineage: Eukaryota; Metazoa; Chordata; Actinopteri; Characiformes; Acestrorhamphidae
Gene: insyn2b
Product: inhibitory synaptic factor family member 2B
Exons: 4
Coding region: 565-2358 (597 amino acids)
Biological process (GO): inhibitory postsynaptic potential
Cellular component (GO): postsynaptic density
Source: RefSeq, a predicted model, not a curated record
UUAACUAGUAGAGAGAAGCAGGCAAACGCAGGAGAGCUAUAGAGAAAGAGAGAGGUGUGUGUAUGUGUGUGGUGGAAAAGAAAAGAAAGAAUAAAGGAGAAGAGUAGAAGAGAAAUUUCACACGUGAAAAAACGGAGAUACAUGCUGGAGAUUCUGCGGAAGGAAAGAUAUAAGAGCUGGAGAGAAUGAAAGAUAGAGGAAGUGACAGAGAAACGGAGUGAAAGAGGGAAAAGAAGAGACGGACACACUUUUUGAAGGUACAAAGAUAGCCGAGGGGACCAAUCAAAUGGCAUGGUGAUAUCUAGCCAAAGUGAAAAACCCACUAAGGACCUUGCACCAAACCAUUUGCUUCAGAGCCAAAGCCAAGAAGUUCAGAGACACAAGAGGAUCUUCAGUUAAUGAGGCCAUCUGAGACCAUUUAGCUCGUUCUCUCUCUCAGUCACACACACACACAUUUAUCAUUCUAUGAAACAUAAUCAUCUUUGGAUCAAGCAGCAUGUUGGCUAAGAGACAUCCCUCACCCUCCAGCUCCCGCUCAGGGGGCUGAGCCAGCUGGAGCAGGUGAUGGGCCGUAGGGCAGCCGAAACGACCAAUCCGGUGCCAGCGCUGGGGGUGCCCCUCGCGGGGGGGCGGGCUGUCCUGUCGCAGAAAUGGGGUCCACUUUGCAGCGUGGGAGUGCAGACGUCGCCGGGGUUGCGCUCUCUACCUUCUUUAAAGAGAAGGAAUCAGUCAAUGGGCACGACUCAUGGAGUCUCUGUGUCCACAGAAACCAUGUCCCUGGACAGAGUGAGGCCAGUCACCAAGGGAAAGCUCCAAAAUUGCAUCAGCAACAUGUCCCAGGAUGACAUGUCACAAGAAGGGGGCAUCUACUGCCAGAUCAAAUCUGUUCCUACCAACUCCAAAUCAGGAUGCAAAGGCAGUUUUAAGAGGAACCCUCGUUAUGUCAAUGGCAGCAUAGUUGCACCAGAGUUGGUAGGCGGGGUUUGCAGCGAAGGGGCAGAGGCGGAGGAGGCAGGUGCCCAAGCCCGGACCAACAUGCAAGAACCCAGACGUGGUCAGUCUCUGAAAGGCGAAAAGGCUCGCCCUGUGGCACACUGUGGGAUUGUGAGUUCCUACGCCACACCUCCACGACCCUGCCGCAUGGUGACAUCACCCAGGCUAUGUGGCACAUGUGGAAGAAGACAAUCGCAAGCCCCGCCCUGCAUGGUGCAUGCCUGUCGCAAACGAGCAGCCAAUCAGAUUCGAGCGAGCAUGACCCUUCCAACACCGCCCAAGAAGGACUUGCCCAAAUUACAAAAGCAACAUUCUACCGAAACGAACACAACAAGCUCCUUCCACACACAGAACACUCACAAAGACAGUGACACUAUUUCCACACACUCACAAAAAAGAGACACAACUACACAAGAAACACAGACACAAGCCAAUACUGCAGCCCCUCAAAUGGUACAUAACAAAAUUUGUAGAACUGACUUGCUGACCACGCAACUAUCUAAAAGACAAAGUAAACUCAAGUCAUCACAACAAACACAAACCUCACAAACAGGAAGCCCUGCAAAGAAAACUCCACCCACAGAAUCAAAGACUGAUGAAAAGCAACACACAGCGAAGGAGACACAACCUAAAGAGGAGACUGUGAAUAAGCAAAAUGCUGCAGCUCCUGAGUCUGCACAUUCAUCCGUGUAUGUCACCCCUAAACCUCCUCCACCUGUACUUUCUAUUGGAGUAGAAUCAAAAGCCACGCCCACUCUCCCACCUAAAAACUCCUCUCACACCAAGUCUACGGAGGCAACGCCCAAAGUUUUUUUACCAAAAUCUCCAAAAACUCAAAAAUCUCCAAAAUCAGAGAUCAAAAACACACCAAAAACGUCUCCUCCUUAUUCAGAACCUAAAGUCCAGAAGGAACCAGAAACCAAGCCAUGUCCUACAGAUACUACUAAGCCCCCAAUAAAGGACAUGGCGGCACCAGACAUACCGCAAUGCAACGGGGUACCAACAGCACUCCACGGACUACUCCAGGACAUAGAGGAUAACCUGCUGUCCAAUCAAGAGAAGAUCAAAGUUCUACUUAAUGUGAUUCAGGACCUGGAGAAGAGCAAGGCCAUGAGUGAGGGGCGCUGCUCCUACAGAACUGGGCAGGACAUCAACAACUGCUCCACCUGUCAAAAAACGGCCUGCAUUAUUUACAGUGUUGAGCACGAUUUUCGGCUGCAGGAGGGUCGAUUUCAGAAUGUGCUUGAGGCACUGGACAUGGAAUAUGAUGUCCCAGCACCCAUUCCAAAACAACCUGUCCCCUCUCGACCCCGUACCAAGAACCGUGUCAAGAAACUCCGCAAAAAAUGUUUCUGGUGGCUGUAGCCCACAGCAAGGAACUCUAUAAAAACACUUACCACAAGCAUCGCUAUUAAUGCAAAGGUUCAGAGCAUUCCAACCACAGAACCCUUGUCUGCUGCCAAGAAACAGGUCUAUGUCAUUAAUGUCUUUUUGUUGCUGAAAGUUUUUGCUUUGAGGCUAUGGACUUGGACACCAGCACUACUGUCAAGAAGACGGGAGAUAUAUCCAUAGAGAUCUUUCUAACCAUAACCUAAUUGCAAAUUUUGGAUAUAAAUCUCACACCCCAUACAGUUGUUUCUACAGAGAAAAGUGGAUUUACUCCUCUGUUUCCACACAGGAUUUUUUUUUUGUGUCUCGUAAUUUAUGUUCAAUGGAAGGUAAAGGAAUUAAACCUUCUAACCAAAGACAGUUGAGAAAAACACAAGAGGACAACGGAAAUCCUUCGGACAUUUCUGGACUCUCGAGGGAACCAACAGCUAGAGACUCCAGUCAAUCAAUAGCCUUUAUUCGGUUAACAGACAGAACUGGGAUCCAAUCAAUAUUACCCUUCACAAUGACUGACAGAAUGCUUACUUAAUAGAGACACCCUGUCUAAAGUAAAAGCAUUUCAUCACAACACUCCCUGCCUGAAGUGUAAAUGUAGAUGUCUGAAUUUCCUCCCAAACUUAGUCUACCUUCAGUCUAAGCUCAACGGAGAGCGUGAAUUCUCAUCCAAUUACUGACAGUAUAACAUUAGAUGGGGUAGAAACAGCUACAUCCCAAAUGCACACAUUUUAAUCUUAAUUGGUUGCUUGCAGCUUGAAACUGUAGAACCGGAGUGAUGCGGGACUUGCGAAGCCAGGCACUGAAGAACUGGAUAAAAAGGAAAAGUCUGUUUAACUAUUUAAGCCUAGCUCCUUCGCAUACACAAUUGCCCGAGUUGCUCUCCACAGCAAGAGUAUUUGGAAGCUAAUGUAAUAUGGAUGCACUUAUGGUAAUUGAACAACACACAGAUAUGUAGACGAGAGACUGGACUGGAAAUGGAUUUGCAUUUGGUUUUCUCACACACUCAUAAUAAUAGUUUCACAGUGUGACUUCAUUAGUGAAAUGGAUGCACAAGUCUGUGGUCGCAUAUACUAAACACACACACACACACACACUUAGUCUUCCACGGUUUGUCUGUAUUGAACAUAGACACAUCAUCACUGUAUUUUUAUACACGGCUAUUUUAAUAGGCUCAAACUACAUUACCCACAAUUCCUCAUGCCAUCAUUUUAGCUGUCGUCACGGCUGUUUGUAACUGAUAUAUUUGGGAUGAUAUAAAUAAAACAAGUAUUUUGAUGCAG